AUGUCUGAUACGCGAGAGAUCAUAGCAUCAAUGGCUGCAGAGGAGAGCAGUAUCCUUCCGUUCACGAAAGGUCUCACUGGAGUAGACUUGUGGUUCAACAGCCUCACUAGUAAUGUGCUGUACGGCUCUCUUGGUCUCAUUGCAUUAUCGGUGGUUAUGUUUCGAGCUACGCAGUUAUUAUGUGCCUACAUCCGACUCAUAUCAACCGUCUCCCUUCCAGGUGAUGGCCAAAAGUAUUGGACGCACCCGGGGACUGUUUGGCCAAAACUGAAACGACAACUCCUCGUCGCCCCCCUCAUCCGAAAGAGACACAACAAAGAGCUGCAGAUCUCUGCUGCGAUCAACGUGGGGACACUACCCUCGCGGCUUCACACGCUUUUCCUCUCUUUUUACGUGCUGACAAAUGUGCUCUACUGUUGUAUACUUGAUUAUGGCCACAAGGAGAGAGCAGCCUUAUUGGCAGAAGCUCGAGGGCGAACUGGACAUCUGGCUGUGAUGAAUAUUGUGUCAUUAUUUAUGUACUCUGCCAGGAACAACCCGUUGAUUGCGUUACUCGGUGUUCCAUUCGAUUCUUUCAACCUGUUCCAUCGAUGGGUUGGCCGCCUGGUUGUCGUCGAGUCACUUGCGCAUACCUUUUUCUGGGGUGUCAACAACUACGCAGUCUUUGGCUUAGAAGGACUAACCACUCGACUUCGAUCGGAUCCUUUCUUGGUCUAUGGAUUGGUGGCAAUGGUAGCAAUGGUUGUAAUCAUCAUUCAAUCGGCCUCUGUUAUUCGACACGCGUUUUACGAGACAUUUCUGCACCUACACCAGUUUCUUGUGGUAGUAAUCCUUGCGGGGAUACUAUUACAUUGUGAACAGGAGAAGCUGCCUCAGAGACCAACGAUAUAUCUAUUGAUAUCAUUUUGGGUAGCCGAACGACUAACUCGCCUGUUACGGAUAUUUUAUCGCCGUAGUGCAACAGCGAAGAUCGAAGCUCUCGAUGGUGGCGCUUGCCGAGUUACGUUCGACGUUCGAGGAAGUUGGUCGAAAACACCGGGCUGUCAUGUUUAUGUUUACUUUCCUGCUCUUUCGCUCUGGAUGUCCCAUCCAUUCAGCAUCGCAUGGGUCGAAAGCAUACAUCAGAAGUCAUGUGACAAUUCUGAAACACCUUUAUCAAACGAUAGCGAAGAUGAUUUCAGACCGAUUCCGAGGAGUUCACGAACUGCCGUUUCGUGCGUUAUUGCUUGUCGAACCGGUAUGACAGCCGCGCUCUACCGAAAGGCACGGCAAUCACCAACAGGCACUAUUAGCCUGAAGGCAUUUAUUGAAGGUCCGUAUGGUGGACUUGAGAACAUGAGGUCGUAUGGAACAGUUUUGUUGUUCGCGGGGGGUGUAGGCAUCACUCAUCAACUCACUCAUUUACGAGACUUACUUGGCGCUGUUGGGGAUAGUACUUGUGCAACGAGAAAGGUAGUUCUUGUUUGGGUAGUACAAUCUGCUGAGCAAUUAGAUUGGACGAGGCCAUGGAUGGAAGAGCUUCUUCGUAUGCCGCGACGAGGAUGCGAGUUCAAUGUGUUACGUUACGUGACACGGAAAGCGCCAGAAACUCUGCACUCAUAUGAAGAUAUCGCCCUGAAGGACGAGACGGGGACAAUAACGGUGGAGGAAGCAGAGUAUCAGCCAUCGUAUUGCUUUGGUCGGCCCGAUGUUGCCCGCGUUCUCAACAAGCAAUUCAGAGAACGGGUCGGCGCUAUGUGCGUUGGAGUCUGUGGUCCUGGAGGUCUUGCUGAUGAUGUUCGUGCUGCUUCGCGAAACCUUAUGGAAGCUGGCAACCUGGAUUUCUGGGAGGAAGCUUUCACUUGGUAA
Messenger RNA from Glarea lozoyensis ATCC 20868, 1848 nucleotides. RefSeq names its product Ferredoxin reductase-like, C-terminal NADP-linked. The transcript has 2 exons. Gene Ontology annotation, biological process: iron ion transport; intracellular iron ion homeostasis; copper ion import. NCBI's taxonomy places the organism in Eukaryota, Fungi, Ascomycota, Leotiomycetes, Helotiales, Helotiaceae. Gene Ontology annotation, cellular component: plasma membrane. The record is from RefSeq and is a predicted model, not a curated record. The coding region runs from base 1 to 1848 and encodes 615 amino acids. Gene Ontology annotation, molecular function: ferric-chelate reductase activity.